Messenger RNA from Podarcis lilfordi (Lilford's wall lizard), 11673 nucleotides. The record is from the annotation of a GenBank genome assembly. Lineage: Eukaryota; Metazoa; Chordata; Lepidosauria; Squamata; Lacertidae.
CCAGUUUCUCCUGGUGCUUUGUGAUGUCAGUCUGCAUUCUGGCAAGUGGAGGGUAAGAGAGGAGACCAGAGCGUGGGGAGCUCUCAAAGAAUAUCCUGGAAGUUUUGGGCAAAAUUUCUGCUUUUUUGGUGGGUGGGAAUUCUUUUGGAUGCUCGCGUUGAUGUGAUAGAGGUAGGCAAGGACCCUUGGUUCUGCAGGGAGCACAUUAUGGGGAAUUUAAAGGUGUGGAACGGGGUGGUGAUAAGCGAUAUCUGCUGAAAUUCCUUUUUCUCCAUGACUUCUGAAGACAUGUUCUCUUUUCCACUUGGUGACCCUACUGAAGAGAGCUCUUAUUUGACCAGGGGGCACCCAGAGAAAAAGAAUGAACUCACGAAUUCUUACCUGCUGGGUUGUACUUUUCUGUUCAUCCACUCCAAAGAUCGAUCCAAAUGGCCUCGCUGCUGUUUCGUCUGUUGUGUAGUAGGCGUUAACGAUCAGUCAAUUUCCCUUCUAAUGGGGCCCACCUGAUUAAUGAGAAGUGAAUGAAAAAUAGAAUAUUUGCAUUUCUUCCAGGUUCAACAUUAAGAGAGUAAAGGGAAAGUUCCUGUUGCUCUCGCUCUUUGCCCCAUUUCUGAGGUCACAUGGGGAAAUUUCUCAGGUGCGCCUUUGUGUCAACCUAGCUCACGGAUCUUAAAUAUUGAGCAGCUGUUAUUAUAAACAGUUUAAUAGGGCAAUAUGCUAGGCAGUCACACCAAAGGCACAAAGGAAAGCCAUUUCCUCUUUCCCGGGCUAAACAUACCCAGCUCCUUCAACCAUUCUUCAAAAGGUGGAUCUUGAAUAUUGAGCAGCUCCUUCAACCAUUCCUCAUAAGGUUUGGUUUCCACAUCCUUGAUCAUCUUGGUCACCCUCCUCUGCACAUCUUCCAACUUGUCAAUAUCCUUCUUAAAAUGGUGGCACCCAUAACUGAUCACAGUACUCCAAGUGUUCUGUAAAUUUCUUUAACAAGUUAAAAAUAAAUAAACAUUAGCUUUCGGGCAUGAAUGUGAAUUCUGCAUAGCAGAUUGGGGGGCACAGGAAGAGGAGAGAGAAAUUUUGCUGUGUAACUCUCAAGGAUAAUACACAGAUCAACUUUAUUAAUAACUCUGUUCAUCAAAAUAUCUGUAUUUUAUGUCAGAAAAAUUCUUCGGCAAGUGAGAUGGCUGAGAUGCAGAGGAAAUACAGAGUGACGUAAUUCUAGAAAAUCUCUGCUGUAUCACAUUCUCAUUUUGCUCAAUUAGUGGCACUCAGAAUUGCAAAGGACAAUUCCAUUAGAGUAAAUGGGAGUUGCAGAAGAGCAUUCUGGUACUUACCGUAUUUUUCGCACCAUAGGACGCACCGGACAAUAGGACGCACUUUGUUUUAGAGAGGGGAGAACACGGAAAAAAAUCUCCCCCUCUCUGCCCAGCGCCCCUUCAGCGAAGCGGCAGGAGGCGCUGUGCAGAGAGGGGAAGAACUUUCCCCCUCUUGUUUUCCCGCUCUAAAACAAGGUGCCGUUUAAGGUGCGUUCAGGCGGCUACCUCGGAAGCCUGGAGAGCGAGAGGGGUCGGUGUGCACUGACCCCUCUCGCUCUCCAGGCUCAGGUCCUUUCGACCUGCUCUUUGGGGCUGGCGGGGAAGCCCACCACCAGCCCCAAAGAGCAGGUCAGGAGCAGCGGAAAGGCGCAGCGGAGAGGCUCCUGCCAUAGCCGCGCGUCACCUCUCCAGCCGGGAGAGGGUCGCGGGGCUAUGGCGUCUUCGCUCCAUAGCACGCACACACAUUUCCUCUUCAUUUUUGAAGGGGGAAAAGUGCGUCCUAUAGAGCAAAAAAUACGGUAAUUUCAUUUCAACGGGUUUGGAAAAGGAUAAUUCUCCAAUGGAUUACGCUCAAGGAUAUUUGCUGUACUGGAUUUGAUGUUAAUGCCCUACAACUUAGUGGAGAGCUGUCAACAGCAAUUUAUUUUGUUCCUCUCUCAUAGAUUCAUUUAUGUAUAUAUAUAUAUGGCAACUUAUGGAAGCCAUUCCUGGAAGUUGAGAGUGUCAGCAGCUUUCCAGAGACGUCCCUUGGGCCUACAAAUCAUAUGAAAAAGAAUGGUGGGUUUUUAGAAAAGGAAGAAAAAGGACAGAAAUGUUACCAAAGUAUAAGAGACUGAAAAAUAAUAUUGGCAUUCGUGAAGAUGGUUGAUAACUUUGUUGUAUUUUUCUGCAGCUAUUCCUAAUUAGUUCAUUUUCUGCUGGGGUUUUUGGUAGCUAAUUUUUCUAAAGUUACUGGGGUAUUGCGAUUCAUUGUUAGAGUGCUUUGAUAAGUUAAUAAUGAGUUUUGUAGUUUCCUUGAAUUAUUUGCAUUGCUAUUUAUGAUAUUGUUCUGCUUUGGUUUUGCUGUCUCCUUUAGGCUUUCUUCGGACUGGAAAAGUGGAAUGUAAAUAUAGAUCUUUAAAAGAAUCUGCUUCAGAUAGUGAUUGUAAUACUGUUUGUUUAACACUUUUUAUUAUCCUCCAGAAGCUAAGUGAAAUAUAAGAGUCGCAAAGUGAUUUCAUGCUCUUUAUUCAGCUCAUAGUGGUGAGGAGGAAUGAAUGAAAGUCCCCUCAAAGUAUCUGCUUUAUAUACAUUAUUUACACAAUGGGCUGCACAUGAUUGGCUAAUUCCGGAAUUCUACUGUAAGCCAAUCAGGUUGUGGAUUCACUUCUAUCUGGAGCAUGAUUGGGUGGUUCCUGCCAACCAAUCAUACUGCUGCAUUGUUCUAGGACCAAUCAGACUGCUGCAUUCUGAAGCCAGCAGAGCCAAUACAGCACUCUAGCUCAGUGGGUAGAGCAUUAGACUCUUAAACUCAGGGUUCGAGCCCCAUGUUCGGCAGAAGGUUGGACUAGAUGACCCUUGUGGUCCCUUCCAACUCUCUCCCUCCCCUCCCUCUCUCCCUCCUCGUAAACAACAUGAGACUCUGCCCUUAUAUCAUAUUCCGAGAGGACAAUAAAUGGGACAUAUUUUAGGGUGGUAUAUUGAACCACGAGACUGUUUUGUCCACGAGACUGUAAUGAAUCCACUUUGUGGACUUUUGUAGAUAUGUAACUUUGAAAACUCUGUGUUUCCUACCUCCAGUAAUAGAUGAUAGGGAUUUAUUUAUUUUUUUAAGGGAGAAUGUUGUGUCUUGCCAGGGAGCCUCAGAAUUUUAAGUUAACGCUUUGUUUUUUUUAGGGUUUACAUAAUUUUAAAGGGAUUGAAUGUUGUGGUUUUGAAAUCCAGAAUUUUGCUUCUGCUUUUACAGAGUUUUAUUUGAGUCUGUGUUUGUUUUUAUUGACAUUAACCUGUGUUGAUUUUUUACAAAUACAUAAUUCCCUUCUGAUUUGUAAAAGGUCUGGUGACUAGAUUCUGAUUUGUAAAAGGUCUGGUGACUUAUUCAACAUCUUUAUCAACGACUUGGAUGAUGGACUCAAGGGCAUCCUGAUCAAAUUUGCAGAUGACACCAAACUGGGAGGGGUGGCUAACACCCCAGAGGACAGGAUCACACUUCAAAACGACCUUGACAGAUUAGAGAACUGGGCCAAAACAAACAAGAUGAAUUUUAACAGGGAGAAAUGUAAAGUAUUGCACUUGGGCAAAAAAAUGAGAGGCACAAAUACAAGAUGGGGACACCUGGCUUGAGAGCAGUACAUGUGAAAAGGAUCUAGGAGUCAUGGUUGACCACAAACUUGACAUGAGCCAACAGUGUGACGCGGCAGCUAAAAAGCCAAUGCAAUUCUGGGCUGCAUCAAUAGGAGUAUAGUAUCUAGAUCAAGGGAAGUAAUAGUGCCACUGUAUUCUGCUCUGGUCAGACCUCACCUGGAGUACUGUGUCCAGUUCUGGGCACCACAGUUCAAGAAGGACACUGACAAACUGGAACGUGUCCAGAGGAGGGCAACCAAAAUGGUCAAAGGCCUGGAAACGAUGCCUUAUGAGGAACGGCUAAGGGAGCUGGGCAUGUUUAGCCUGGAGAAGAGGAGGUUAAGGGGUGAUAUGAUAGCCAUGUUCAAAUAUAUAAAAGGGUUAGAUGUCACAUAGAGGAGGGAGAAAGGUUGUUUUCUGCUGCUCCAGAGAAGCAGACACGGAGCAAUGGAUCCAAACUACAAGAAAGAAGAUUCCACCUAAACAUUAGGAAGAACUUCCUGACAGUAAGAGCUGUUCGACAGUGGAAUUUGCUGCCAAGGAGUGUGGUGGAGUCUCCUUCUUUGGAGGUCUUUAAGCAGAGGCUUGACAACCAUAUGUCAGGAGUGCUCUGAUGGUGUUUCCUGCUUGGCAGGGGGUUGGACUCGAUGGCCCUUGUGGUCUCUUCCAACUCUAUGAUUCUAUGAUUCUAUACAAAUAAACAAAUCUGAAUUAAGCUGAAUAUGGCCCUCUGGAAAUUUAACUCUAGUUGUAAUUCCUCUUUAUUGCAGAUGACAGAGAGUAUCGACUGGUUGCAGAGCCAGAGUGGAUUGUGUAAAGUUGAUCGUUAUACUGCAAGUGAUGAGGAGGACCAGAACUGGACAGUAAGAAAUAGAUAGUUAUUUCGGCAUAAUUGCUUUCUGGAGACUAAUGUUCUUGCUUCUUAAUGUGCUAGGACUGAAGAUGUGUUUGAUCCUUUACGUUUGAGCUCAGGUGCCGACAGUAUUUCCUGGGUUCGGUACACUAUAUGUGAAUUGGGUUCUCUGACCCAGUGACAAAGAGCACAUAGAUUUGCAUAAAAUGUGUUUUCCUUUGCAGGUGGAGUGGAAGGCCCCAAAAUAAGCCAGCAGCCACAAAUGUACAGUCAUACCUCGGGUUGAAUGUGCUUCGGGAUGAGCGUGUUCGAGUUGUGCUCCGUGGCAACCUGGAAGUAACAGAGUGCGUUACUUCCGGGUUUCGCCGCUUGCGCAUGCGCAGACGCUCAAAAUGACUUCACGCGCAUGCGCAGAAGCACCGAAACAUGACCUGCGCACGCGCAGAUGCACGGACACGAUUUACGUUUGCUUCUAGAUGCGAACGGGGCUCCGGAACGGAUCCCGUUCGCAUCUAGAGGUACCACUGUAAUGUCUACCAGACAGAAUCUGAACUGGUGAAGCUUUUCCCCAUAGUUCUGCUUCCAUGCCAGAAAAGGCCUGUUCAAUUUCUGUCUGCCACAGGGGUGUUAAAGGCUUCUCCCAGUACUACAUGGCUUCUCCCAGUACUAGCUCUAAGCCAAGGCCUAGGUUCCCAUCCCGUAUCUACUUAUCUGGGAGUAAGUCCCAAGAAACAGACAGAGACUUCUAUUAUAGCUUAGUUGCAUCACACAUUGGGGUUACAUUCCAGAGGCAGCACAUAUACACGGAAAUCAUAUAUAGCUAUUUUUUUGACUGACAAGGGGCGGAAACCCCACAGGAAGCCCUACCCCGUUGUCUCCCUUGUCUUCCCUCACUCCUCCACAUGCGAGCAGGGAUGGAGGAAGAGGGUGCAAUGGAUGCAGACCACCCCAGGUGUCACCACUGAGGGGGGUGACAAAAUGCCAGACAGCACACUUUUCCUGGACCAGGCAAUCAAUAUCCAUUAGAAUGGCACUUGUGACUUUUCAGUGUUUCCCAGAAUCAAAAGAGCGAGGAAGUUGUACUUACUGACUACAGUGGUACCUCGGGUUAAGUACUUAAUUCAUUCCAGAGGUCCGUUCUUAACCUGAAACUGUUCUUAACCUGAAGCACCACUUUAGCUAAUGAGGCCUCCUGCUGCUGCCGCGCCGCUGGAGCACGAUUUCUGUUCUCAUCCUGAAGCAAAGUUCUUAACCCGAGGUACUAUUUCUGGGUUAGCGGAGUCUGUAACCUGAAGCAUAUGUAACCCGAGGUACCACUGUACAAUAACCACGGGAACUAAACCGUUGUGAAAUUGUCUUUUGUUUGCUGUUUAGACCGACUCAGCCAAGCUUUUUCAGCAAACUGCCUCUGACCCGCUCAAAGUCUUAAGCUGGCUCCGAAAAGAUCUGGAAAACUGUGCCAUCGGAGUCCAGAAUGUGUUGAAUGCCAGUAACAACGCAGGGGGUGCAAAAUCGAGGGACCCGUCCACGACGAGGCAAAACAUGCCGCAACGCAAUGUGCGUUCCCCGGGCGGUUUCAGUGUCUGCGAUGAGGAAUUCAGUGUGAACGUCAGCUCCAACAGGGCUUCGCCCACCUUCCACUUGUCCAUGAAGGCUUCUUGUCAGAAGGAAUCCAAAGAUGAAGAAAGCGAUGGGUCUACUUCACCAAACACAAACCCUGAUCCGGAUGACGUAUCUUUUUAUUGCAAUAGGCUUUCCAACCUUGCCAUAGCUAUGGCCCGGAAAGAGAUGAACGACCGGUCAGAUGGCAACAACACAUGCAUACAUAAGUCGCUUUAUGGCCCUGCUGGGGACCACGGCCACAGGUCUAUCGGUGUGGGUACGGAGGACAUCAAGCACAAUGUACCACCCAAGAUGUGUGAAGGCGAAUACGAAGAAACCCCAGCUUCUAAGAAGAAGACCGCCUUUUAUUACAAAGAAGAAAAUGCAGAAAUACCCAAUAAGAGUGACCCUUACAGGGACGGGAUCAAAGGCUGCAACCGCAAGAAGCGCUUUGGUCCAGACGAGUACAGCAACUCCCUGAGCAAAGGCAUAUUGGUUUACGCCAACAACGUGGUUUCCGAUAUGAUGGUCUCGGUUAUGAAGACCAUGAAGGUGAAGGUGAACGACUCAAACAUCGCUUGUGCCGUGUUGAAGAAGGUUCUGCUGAAGCACUCCAAAGAGGUUGUAUCUGAUUUCAUAGACUCCUGCAUGAAGAACUUACACGAUGUCACCGGAACGCUCAUGACCGACUCUGACUUUGUUUCCGCCGUGAAGCGAAGCCUCUUCACGCAGGGAAGUCAGAAGGCCUCCGAAAUUGUCCAAGCCAUGCUGAAUCGGUUACACAACGCUUUGAUUGUGCAGAAGCACGUGAGCGAUAGGGGAAAGUCUCAGAGCAUGGCCUUUGCCAGUGUCAAGACAGGCUCCGGACAUGAUGGAAAGUCUCAAAACAUGAGGUUUUCUGCCACCAAAACAGAAUCUUGCAAAGAGAAAGAAAUGACCUGCGCAGAAACCGUGGGCAACCACAUCAUAAAGGAAGGCCUCACCAUGUGGCACCAGAAACAACAUGACGACUGUUCAAAUCCCCAGUCAUCAAAGGCUGGGUGGAAUCCAGAAAACCAAGAUCUUGCUAACCUCUCAACAGAUUCUUGGGCAAGAGACCUGAUUGUGACAGCAUUGCUGCUGAUACAGUACCAUCUAGUCCAGCAGGAGAAUGCAUUGAAAGAGGCCGAAUGUGGCAGGAGCGGCAAGGCAGGUGGCACCGGGUUUGGGUUCUUGUCUCAAGAAAAAGGUGGCAACGCCUGCACACUGCCUUUAUCAAAACAGUUUGACUCGUUGAAGCAAAGUGACGACGAGCAGUCGGAGACAAAUGCCGAAAAUGACAUGUCAGGUGUGGUAGUCAUGCUCAUGCAAAAGCUCAUCAACGAGACGGUCAACAAAUUAGGAGGAAACGCUGGAACUUUGAUGGCCGACGAGGCCUACAAGAGCACUUACAAAUGCCCCGAGGGACCUGGGCCUUCAGGCGCUUCCGAAGUAGACCACUCCUACGAGGAGGCCAUUUCUGGACUGACCAAAAUGAUUCUGGAUCAGUUUGACGUCAACAGGAAGGAAGGAGGCAGCGGGCCCUUCAUUGACAACCUGGUGGAUACAGUGACCAAACUGUGUCUCAUGAUAGCCAAAUACAGCAAUCCCGAGUCAGGUCUGGGGGAUAUGGGAGAUGGGGAAGACGCUUGCGGGCCUCUGUAUGCAAAGGGCACAGAUUCUGCAGAAAGCCGAAUAGGGUCAGGGGAAGACACGGUGUCUGGCCGCAAAGUGGUUGUAACCAACCAGAAUGCUCCGGAGAACAUUCAAAACAAGCAGCUUCAAGCCAUCCUUCAGUGGGUAGCAGCCUCUCAGUUGAACGUCCCCGUGUUGUACUUCAUGGAUGAUGAUGAAGAGACCCUGAAUAAGGUAAAUGGGAAGAAACUAGUGGGGGCAUUUGCGUGGGAUGGUAUUAAGUUGUGCAUGUUAUUGCAAGAAGUUUUGUUGCCUCUGUAUUUCCCUGAUAUAUCACAGAUAACCUUUCAGGGUUAGGGCAGGGGUAUUGGGGAGUCACCUUCCAAUUUCGAUUACUCUCCCUCUUGCCCAUCCCCUUCUUUCAUCUCUUUUCCUCCUGCUGCAACCUCUCCUUCUGCUCAUGCAGAAAAGAAAAUUGCGCAAAUGGAAGGAGAAAACAGCAGCUCUUUAGAACCCCAAAGAUUCCAAGUAACUCACUAAUCAUCAGUCACAGUUUUGACUUCAUUCAUUGGUGAAAAACACUGAAAGGUGGAGCAGCCAGACGGGCCUCUUCUCAUACAGACCACUUAGAAAGUUGCCUGAAUGUUUUGCUUCCUAACUUUCUUUCCAAGAAUGCUAGAGACUUUUUUUUAAAAAAAGUGAAAGCUCAGAGUCUGGGGCCCCUUGCAGGCUUGAGCCCUGGAGCAACUGCUCCAACUGCACCAUUAUAAUCGGUGCUAUUUUUCUAGAAAAAGAGGUGCCAGAACUCACCGUGAACACUUCCCUCAUUUUUUUAGAAUAGCAAUGGCAUCUACCUGAGAGAUGCAGGAACUGAGUUCUGGUUAGUUAUGGCUGAAAAAGCCCUGAUUAUAAUGUUGCCAUUGGAUGAGUUUAAUCUUGUUCAAAUGGUAUUUGGUACCAUUAGUCACAUUUAGACAUUUAGUUGAUACAGAACCACAGAACACAGUUUUCUGGUGGUUCCAGUUCUAGGUCUGUGAACGGUCCAAGAAGAUGGUAAUACUAUUUAGCCCCAUGGCCUUUGUCCUAUGGAAUCCCCUGUACUCUUUAAUAUCUACAUAAAGACACUGACAGUGGUUAUCUGGGUUUUGCGAGAAACAAAGCAAUAGUGGUGCCAAUCUUCAAGAAAGGCCAACCCGGUGACCCAGAGAACUAUAGACCCAUUAGUUUGUUAUCAAUAAAGGGAAAAAUUAUGUCUGCCACCUCUGCACUAGAUUGCCUGCCUUUCUGAAUGCUACUAGCAUCUUUACUGAGGCACAAGCUGCAUUUAGAGAGAACUGCUCAACUUCUAAUCGCUGUAUAGUUCUAUUCCACCUUGCCGAGAAAUAUUCAAGACCUCUACAAGCAAACUGUAUGUAGCUUUUAUGGCCCUAAAAAUCAGCCUUUGAUUCCAUCACCAGAGUCGAGUGAUGGGGAAAGUAGGAAAAGGUUCUGGUUGACAAUAGACUUUUCUGCCUCAUCAAGGCCCUUUAUACUAAUAGCAAGCUAUUAGUCAGAUGUGGUACCCAGGGACAGCUGUCAGGUGAAAUAUCUAUGUCUAGAGGAAUCAAACAGUGCUGUAUCUUUGCACCCUCCUUGCUUAACAUAUUUAUAAAUGACCUAGAGGAUGACCUACUUGGCCACAUGCCCAAACCUAGGGUCAGGAGGACUCCAUUACUACUGUAUGCUGAUGAUGCAGCUAUUCUGUAACGUUCCAGACCAGGAGAAACUAAGGAGGUUCAUGUCUUAUUGCGUACAGAAUGAUCUAAAAAUUAACUUUGGGGAAACUAAAAUCUUGGGUUUUGAGAAGACAUUUCCCCAAUGCAAAUGGUUACUAGACAGGCAAGCUUCCAAUACCUGGGGCUGACAUUCCAUCACACAACGACAUGGACCACCCAUAGAUCUGUGGCCCUCCAGAAAGUACAAGUUAGUCAGUUGGCCACGCUUUACUAAAUAUUCCACCUGCCACCAAAGUAAGGUAAAGGUAAAGGGACCCCUGACCAUUAGGUCCAGUCGUGACCGACUCUGGGGUUGCGGCGCUCAUCUCGCUUUAUUGGCUGAGGGAGCCAGCGUACAGCUUCCGGGUCAUGUGGCCAGCAUGACUAAGCUGCUUCUGGCGAACCAGAGCAGCGCACGGAAACGCUGUUUACCUUCCCACCGGAGCGGUACCUAUUUAUCUACUUGCACUUUGACGUGCUUUUGAACUGCUAGGUUGGCAGGAGCAGGGACCGAGCAAUGGGAGCUCACCCCGUCGCGGGGAUUCGAACCACCAACCUUUUGAUCAGCAAGUCCUAGGCUCUGUGGUUUAACCCACAGCGCCACCCGCAUCCUGCUGCCCAAUUACUAUAUGCCUUUAAUAUCUGGAGUGGAGGAAUAACAUUUGAGUUGAAUAAUCUCCAGGCUAAAUUCUUGAGGCCUCUCCUCCAGAUCUCCAGAUAUAUGCCUAACUCAGUCAAUUUUCAUGGAAUCUGGGGAAUGCCCUCUACUGACCAGGGCCUGGUGGGCAGCCUUAAAAUACCAGUUUAAGGUCAAUGUUUUCAAACUGGGCACAGGACUACUCCAACAUGUACGUAGCUCAGGACAAGUUCGUAAGGUGCUGGUCAAAGCUCAACGCCCGAAAAGCUUCCACAAUUGGGCUGUCCCCAUUUCUUCUUGAACACUUGGGCUUUGACAUAGCCUUGAAAUCACUAAAACAAAACUGUGGGCCAUUGCGUACGGUGAUCUGCAGGCCCGUUCACACUUAUCCUGCUCACCAAGAGCUGUGAGUUUACAGUAUGUUGGGACACUUUACACACCUGAAUAUCUAAAGAACUUGACAGUGAUCAACUACCGCAGACUUUUUACCACGGACAGACUGAAUAUCUUUCCUUCCGAAUUGCUUCAAGGCAGAUUUGCGGGUAUUCCUUACUCUGCUAGAUUAUGCCCCUGUACAAAUCAGGUAGAAGAAUCUAUACAGCAUAUUCCACUGGCCUGCAGACUAUACAAGCAGGUCAGACAACAAAAGAUUCUUCCUUUAAUUGCAAACCCACACAAUUUUAUGUUAGGCACCUAUUAGAGGAUAGGAUUCCAAGCAUAUCUUUGGCAGUUGCCAAGUUUCUUUCUGAGGCGAUAAGAAUCAGAAAGCACUUUGUAUUAGUUAAAGGUCUGGGAGAAGCUUAGUUUUAUCCUCAGGUAGUAUGUAUGUGUUUUGUAUUUUUAUGUACUGGAAUCUAUUUGUGGGUCUUUGGACUGCAUUAAAGAAUUGACUGACUAGGCAAUGUUCUGUUUCCAGAUGUUGUGGACUACAACUCCCAUCAGGCCCAGCUAGCAUGAGUAACGGUUAGGGAGAACAGAAGUUUAGCUUGGAAAAGCUGGAUGACCCUAUGUUGACUUACCCCUGUGCUGCAGUAUAGCAGAAGCUGGGCCUGAUUGUAUAAACUGGGCUUCCAUCUUGAGUAGAAUAUGAUUUUGGAAAUUGGCUAUUGGGCAGAUGGUGCAGGAGGGUGGGAAUGUGAAAGUUCUGGUGGGUGAAUGUGAACCAAUACCAGCGCCCCACCCACGCUCCCCAAAUAAAUCGCACUCAUCGCUGUCUUUUCCUCCCAACAGCUUCAGCAACUCUCCACAGUGGCCGUGGACAGGGGCUACAGCGUAGGAGAAGUGAUGCAGGCAGUUCUGAAGUAUGAGAAGGAAAGGCAGCUGGGGGAGGCCUUGGGCAACUUUGUGCGGCUGCCAGUUCUGGACUGGCUGCUUCAAAACCUGUGAACACGACGGCCUCUCCCUGCGCCCUCCGAGCGCAGGCUUCUCUUCCGUCACAGCAUUAAUUUCCACAGCACUCAUUUGUCAGAUAUGAUGUUAUGAGUUUUACUAAAUCUUCCCCUGCUGAGCAGUCAAAUGAAUAAAAGGAAAUACUUAAGCGGC